AUCGACGAAGUCCAAGCCAUUCAUGCUAGACUUGUGGCAGAAGAGAACGAAUGCUACAAGGACAUCACCACCAAACAUUCUACACCGGACCCAAUGCUCGGUCACGAGCAAUGGGAGGACAUUGUCGCACGUCAUUAUACGCUUCUGUGUGAGUACUAUGACUUCUUGACAACCACGCAGGAUUACUCUGCCAGUCCAAAAUUGCGUGAGCUUGCGAGCAAGUAUGCAAUGCCAGCGCGUUUGUGGGAGAAGGGGAUACGUUCCUUGUUGAAAAGACUAAACAGCUGUUUGCCUGAAUCACGCGACUAUAUGUGUACUUUCAUCGAUUUCGCGUGUUUCAUCAUGGUCCUGCUAUGUCAAAUGGCGCCAGACUUUGAAGAUGUUUGGAAUGAACAUCUUGGUGAUCUGGGUGUAUACCGGAUCGCUAUGGAAGAAGAUCACUUCGAGAACCGUAGAGCCUGGACAUCGACUACACGUCAAUGGUACUCCAAGGCUAGUCAUAGGUCUCCCUCGAUCGGCCGUCUUUAUCACGGAUUAGCAACCUGUGCGAAAGCGAACACUCUCGAGCAGCUCUUCUUCUACACAAAGUCUCUCUGU
Messenger RNA from Colletotrichum acutatum, 597 nucleotides. RefSeq lists its product as uncharacterized. The transcript has 2 exons. The record is from RefSeq and is a predicted model, not a curated record. Gene Ontology annotation, molecular function: protein binding. Lineage: Eukaryota; Fungi; Ascomycota; Sordariomycetes; Glomerellales; Glomerellaceae. The annotation marks the transcript as partial.